CAUGAAUGUAAGCUUGAAAUUGAAGAUCAAGUUGCCUUUGCGUGUAAAUAUUUACCAGAUGGCAAGGUAAAAUUCCUAUAUUUAUCGUUUACAAAAUACGAUCAUUAUCGCACAUCAGCGCUCUAUAUUAGACUUAUCUAGCACCUUUGCAUUGUAGGUGAACAAUAUAUGUUUUACAAUAUCAGAAAGUUUAUUUUCUAUUAUCUAAAAUAUGCAUUUUGCGUAAAACGUAUUGCAAACUCGCCAUUAGCCACAUGAUAGUUGAAACGUGAAGCGAUCUACAGGGUAAAUUACGCAGUAUUGUUGAUAUUUUUACAGUUGGGAACCUUCUUAAAUGAUUUAUGUAAGACAAUGAUAAAGACUGGAAACCUUGAAGGCAUAUUGGUAACAGGUAACUAUAUAGUUGUUUGCCGUUGCAUUUUGGUUUGUUUAUACAUAUUUUGUGUAUGUCUGCAUGUUUGUUUGUUUGUUUGUUUGUUUGUUUGUUUGUUUGUUUGUUUGUUUGUUUGUUUGUUUGUUUGUUUGUUUGUUUGUUUGUUUGUUUGUUUGUCUAAUUUCAUGUCUUAAUAAUUAUAUGUUAUUGCAUGCAUUUCUGUCUGUCUAAACGUUUUUAUUUUGAAACGCAUGGUUUAUGUGUCUUGAAACUAAAAGUAAAACACUCUCUUUUAAGGAAUGACAGAAGACGGAAUUAAUUUGCUACAGAAGUAUAUAAACCUG
Paramuricea clavata is the source of this 717-nucleotide messenger RNA. The record is from the annotation of a GenBank genome assembly. Lineage: Eukaryota; Metazoa; Cnidaria; Anthozoa; Malacalcyonacea; Plexauridae.